Molecule: messenger RNA, 1630 nt
Organism: Cajanus cajan (pigeon pea)
Lineage: Eukaryota; Viridiplantae; Streptophyta; Magnoliopsida; Fabales; Fabaceae
Source: RefSeq, a predicted model, not a curated record
CCUUAACUCCCGUUUCCCUCUCACUCUACUACUAUCACAAACACAAACACACCACAUAUUUUGCUUAUUACACCACCCAUGGCAUUGGCAGUGGCACCAGAAGAAGCACCCAUCCACGGCGAUAUAUUAGAGGCCAUAUUCUCCCACGUGCCACUCAUCCACCUCGUGCCAGCCUCCCACGUGUCAAAGUCCUGGAAGCGUGCGGUGUUCUCCUCCCUCGCCCACAUCAGCCCCAUAAAGCCAUGGCUCAUAGUCCUCACUCAGAGCCCCCGCGCCUCGCACGUGACAACGCUACACGCUUACGACCCCCGCUCGCACGUGUGGCUCCAGAUAAAAAGCGCCACGUCCCACACCUCCCCCGUGCGCUCCUCCCACUCCACCUUGCUCUACACGCUCACCCCCGCCGAGUUCGCCUUCUCCCUCGACGCGCUCCACCUCCACUGGCACCACGCGCCGGCCCCGCGCGUGUGGCGCACCGACCCCAUCGUCGCGCGCGUCGGGACGCGCGUGGUGGUGUCCGGCGGCGCGUGCGAGUUCGAGAACGACCCGCUCGCGGUGGAGGUCUACGACGCGCAGAGCCGCGCGUGGGAGACGUGCGAGUCCAUGCCGGCGCUGCUGAAGGGCUCCACGGCGUCUUCGUGGCUGUCGGUGGCGGUGGCCGGAGGAAUGAUGCACGUGACGGAGAAAUUCUCCGGCGUGACCUAUUCCUUCGAUCCUGUAAUGAAAAAUUGGAGGGGACCUUUCGAUUUGAGACCUGAUGAGAGUGUUUGCUACUGCGUCACCGGAACCCUAGCGGAGCGGAAGCUGUGGGAGGUUCGGGGGGGAUUAGGUUCGGGGAUGGAGGAAGUGGCUGAGAUGCCGAAGGAGAUGGUUCGGAGGUUAAUGGGAGGUUCGGAGUUAGGUUCGGUGGAGGUGACGUGGAUUGGGGAUUUUGUGUACGUGAGGAACACUUCCUUAGCGGAGGAGUUCGUGGUGUGUGAGUUUAUCGAUGGGGUCCGGUCCGAGUGGCGGAGUGUGACCAACGCCGCCGUUAGCCACGGCAGGAGAAUGGUGGUUUGCGGCGGCGAUGUGUGCAUGGAGGAUCUGUCGGAGAAUCGAACAUUGUGCAUGAAACAAGUGUGAACUUGAAAGCUUUAUUAAUACUACCAUAUUAUUAAGUUUUAAUUUAAAGUUUAAACCUUGGUUUUUGUUUUUAAUUAAAAGCUUGUGUUUGGGAAAUGGGAAUCUAUAGAUUCCUUUUCAUUUGAUUGGCAAACAAAAUUAGUCACUUAUUUUAUGACCUUUUUGUUUGAUUAUUUAAAACACAGAAAAGUUGUAAGAAAAUUGUAAAAGAGGAAGUGGGAAGGAUUUGUCGUUGGCCAAGCCUGAAAGAGGAAGUGAUUGUGAUGUUUGGGAUAUGACAUAAUACCAAAAAGGAAAAUAAAAAAGAAUAAUGAAGAGGAUAAUCUGACGUGGAAAUUUGCAAUGGAUAUGUUUGGUUGCAGCAAGAGGUUGUCAUGAGAGUCGGUGUAUUAUUAUUAUUAUUAGUAGUAGUAGUUACACAGGUUUGGAAAUUUGUGUACUAUUUACCAUGUACAAGACUUUCCUAUUAUUACAAGUGGCCGAAAUUUUCAGUACUAAUAUUUAUUAU